This is a messenger RNA of Marchantia polymorpha subsp. ruderalis, 5033 nucleotides long. Lineage: Eukaryota; Viridiplantae; Streptophyta; Marchantiopsida; Marchantiales; Marchantiaceae. The record is from the annotation of a GenBank genome assembly.
ACGGGCUGGCAGCCAAGUCGGAACGGAACAGCAUCGCGGAAUGUUGUCGGGGCCACUUUCCGCUUACGGGCUGAACACGAUCGUUUGUGCGAUGCCAUUGGACCACAAAUUCAUGAAAGCGUAAAUUCAACUCUUGCGCCUGGACCAGGUGCGCUUUCUGCUGCCUGCCUGUGCCUCCGCUGGCGCUCUCGAGGAGUUCCGAUUUGCGGGACGACUCGGGCGAAGACUUUCUUUCGCGCUUGGUGGCCUGGAGCUGUGUCACAAUCCAGAAAUCGAGAAACGGGCGAGGUCCGAAGGUUGGGGUCCGAGGAUUUCAUAAUUGCGAUGCGUUCGUGCGGGACUGAGUCGUUUCGAAAUGCGGGCAGACGAAACGAGCAGGUUUUCCAUCUCGUCUUUGUUUUGUUGACCGUGCGGUAGUGGCUCUCGGUGCUUGGCCUGCGUUGCGUUGCUUUCAAGGUUACGAGCUCGACGAGGGAUCAGGGCUUGAUAUCGGCCGGAGAAUCGCUGCCCCUGCGCUCUUUGGAAUUACAGUCGUAUGCGGUUUGGAGAUGGAGAAUCACUUUCUUUUGCUGGAGAGGUCGCUGGAAGGUGGUGUGGACAUUUUAUGAAUGCGCGAGCGGACGAGCGCGGCCAGGUUUUCGGGGACGCAAGCGUGCUUGAGAAAUGUAGCACGAAGCUCUGAACCUCGUGGACGAACUAUUUUGUUAAAGAGGACCAAAAGUCACACAGGGCAAAGGUUUAGAAUUCUGAUCGAAGGGAAGCGAAGUGAUGCAAAAUUCUUCUGAGUUUUGCAUCAUCUUCAUCCAGGGAUACUAACAUAGAGCUAGAAGAUAUCAGAGAACUGUAGUGGGAGUUCGCAGUACAGUUGAGUUCUGUAUUGAAGGUGUGAAGGCUGAGCGAAUGAAUAUGUUGGGGGAAAGUGACGAAGCUAGGAACAUGGAUGGGCUCGACGAGGAAGAGGAGGAUGAAGACCGAAGUGUCGUAGCAAUUAUUAAUCUCCACUCGGCUCCCUAUCCUUUCCAACAGAAGAUGAACUUAUCGGAUUUGUGUAGAUUUUCCAGUGCAAUUGCUUGGUGCCCAAGGACGAACAUCGUAGCCUGCGCAACGGAGACCUGCGCCAGAGAUCCAGGACUUACACAUCAGCCGGCUUUUUGGAUUCCAAUCCAUGUGGUGGAUCCCGAACGCCCGUCUGAGCAUGCAAUUUUCAACGUGAUAGCCGAGUCACCGGGAGAUGCUGUACAGACCAUGGAAUGGUCCCCUUUAUCUUGUCCCCAGGCACUUCUAAUUUGCAAUACCAGCGGAAGGGUGACGAUCUGGUCUCAGCCUACACAAGGCCCUCCGAAUGUAGCAUGCACUAUCAAUUGCUGGAGCUGCGAGUAUGAAUGGCAACAAGAACAUGCAGUGGCCAUGAAGUGGCUUGCCGGACCUUCUCCCUAUCGGUGGUCCCCCACGGUAUCGACUGGAGUCACAAAUUCCAAGUCGUACGAAGAGAGGUUUCUAGCCCAUGGACCUCGUCCUUCAGCUCGUUGGCCCGACAUCUUGUGUACUUGCGCCGUAUUCUUCUCUGGGUCUGUCCAGCUACGCUGGCGUCAGUGGCCCCCAAAAAAUUAUGGCCCUGUGAAGUGGCACGCUACUAAUAAGGCCGUGCUAGGUGCUGGACCUAGUGGUGUAUUUUGUGCGGACGCAAUAAUUACAGAUUCUGGAAGCUUGCAUGUUGCCGGUGCUCCUGUCGGGCACCCAUCAACUCUAGUCGUCUGGGAGGUUAGCCCAUGGGUCGUCAAUCCUGGUGGUGCUAAUCAGCAAGCUGCGAAGUAUAGCAUGGGUGUACAGUCACCCCUGGGAUUUGGUCCCCCUUCAUGGCCCGGCGUUGCUCCGUUAGCUGCGUAUCUUUUGAGUUGGCAGGAGCAGGCAGGCAACGAUGUCAAAGUUUCUCAAGCUCAAGCUCAGUUGGAGAAUGACGAAAAAGCAGCUCCUCUUCUUCACUGCUCCCCAGUGUCGAACUUGUCUGGUUACGUUACUCCCGACGCCUCAACAUUGUCAACUUGGGGAUCGGGUAUCGCUGCUAUAGCUUUCGAUCCCUCACGUGGUGGCAACGCAUUGGUGACAGUAAUCUGUGAAGGUUAUUUUAUUACUCCAGAGUCCCCAGAUGAUGGACCUUCCAUGACUGGAUGGAGGUUUCAACGAUGGGAAUCGACCAGACAGCAAGUUGCCAUUCACCCUCUGUUUGAGAGUCAGUCUGCGAGCUACCCUCCUCCUACUUCUCAUCCAAUGAUAACGUCUUGGACUGCCGUUUCAAACAAAAGCAUGACACCGAGGGGAAACAAUUACAACCCGACUUUGGGAUCCGUCUUGUUGUGUGAUCCGUCGAAACGUAGGACAGAGAUCCUAGUGAGUCGAGAGCGGCCGAAGAAUCCGAGAACUAUUGCCAGAAUCACUUUUGCAAAUCAUGGUGGAGAGUGGGCUUUGUCUUUGACAACAGGUGAAGUCAUGAUCUACUCAGGGUCUUCUAUUACGCCUCUUGAGACCUUCGUGGUUCGAGUUGGUAUGCUACUUCCGCCGAGCGUAGCAUUCUCGCCGACAAGUUGCUGUGUCGCAUCUGUAUGGCACGAUAAGCAAGCAGACUGUAGUUUGUUGAAAAUUUGGUGUUUGGACCCACCUACUCCAGCGUCCCUACAAGGAGGAAGUGCUGGUUCUUUGACUUGGGAACGCCAUAUAGCAGACAGAUUCUGGUGGAGUCUUGUUUGUGAAGUCGAUUGGUGGGACAUUGUUGCAUGUACUCAGUAUGUGACAGAAUCCGGAACCGUCACAGUUGCCCGGGUGGCAGCAGUUCUGGAUGCAGAUUUUCACGCCCUUCCGAAUGUUCUACAUCGUCAGCAUUAUGGCGUGGCACUGGAUCAGAUAAAGAGUCGGAUGCUGGAGGGCUUUGAUACUGCUGACAAUAGGGCGCUAGUUCUCGAUAUGCAGGCAAGAUUGAGUUUAGAUGCGCUUGGAAAGGGCAUAGAAUCGGCCCUGGUAAGCCCUGCGACACUUGUUCCAGAACCUUGGCUGGCGUCGAGCGAAGUUUUAUCAGGUCUUGGACCUGAUGCAAUGGCAGUUGAUACUCACCUUGUUCCAAAUGUACAGGCCUAUGUUGACUCUAUCCUAGACCUCGCAUCGCAUUUCUUGACUCGACUUCGACGUUAUGCUACCUUUUGUCGUACUCUGGCUACUCAUGGAGGUGCAAAUCUCAAUGCGAAUGCUGCUAAUCGAGCGGGUGUGAAUUCAAGCAAUGGUGGACCGUUGUCAGCACAAACUGGACAAGGUCCAGGUGGUCAAGCCGGUGCAGGCAGUAAUGGGACAGCAUCCACUGUGCAAUGGUUGCAAGGUGCAAUGGUUGCCAAAAUGAACAACACUGGAGAUAGCACAACUGGCAAUCCAUCUAGCACUGGGUUAAGUCAAGCCCACGCUAUGGGCGUAGGAAGUGUAACAUUCCCUGGAAUUCCUGCUGUACGACUUAUUGGAGAUUGUCAGUUUCUUCACAGGCUCUGCCAGCUACUAUUUUUUUGUCUUAUUUUUCGGAAAAGGCAAUCUCCACGCCAUGUAACAGCAACAUCCAGAAUGUCAGGAGAUGUCGGAGGUGCUGGAGUUAAAAAUGUCAAUGGUAUUGUGACCAAGGCGGAAGACAGUAUGACUUCAGGAAGUACAGUAACGAGGUCAGGUGCUGUUGCUCCUUUUGUGAAAUCGGAAGAUGGUUCUGCAAGACCUCCUGUUGUCAGCAAAGCUGAAGAGGCUGCAAACGCUCGGUCCGCCCGUUCCGGAACUGGAAACGCUGGUCAAGGCUACACAGCAGAAGAAGUAAAGUUUCUCUUCUUGGUGCUUGUCGAUCUGUGUAAAAGAACGAGUUCACACGCACAUCCAAUGCCAAAGUCACAGGUCGGAGCCAGUAAUCCUGUGAUCAGGCUGCACUAUGUUGAUGGACAAUAUGCGGUGCCCCCUGAAGUCGUCGAGGCAUCGCUCGGACCACACAUGCAGCAAUUACCACGCCCGCGAGGAGCUGAUGCGGCUGGAUUGCUCAUGAAGGAGCUCGAGCUUCAUGCACCCGCCGAAGAAUGGAACCGGAGGAGUAUGGUAUUUGGUUCUUACAACAAUGCCUAUCAGGCUGAAAUGAUGGAGAUGCUUGAUGAAGAUCAACAUCCAGUUGACUUUUGGCCUAGAAAACGCAGAUUUGCGGAAAGAGACGCUGCUUUUGGUUUCAAUACAGCAAUUGGCCUCGGUAGCUUUGCAGGAUUUAUGGGGUCACGUCGGGAUGUGAUUACUGGUGUAUGGAAGACCGCACAGUAUGGACAUUGGCACAAGUGCAUGCGCUGUGGGAGGAAGACGGCUUCGCUAACGCCUCCAGAUUUGACACUUACACCCUCCGAAACCAUUCCUACGACGAGAGAAGCAUGGUGGACGGGAAGGUGGAGAUUUAAAUGCCCAAUGUGUGGAGGACGAUGGGCAAGGAUGUUGUAGAUUCGAUUGUAGCUAGGCAGGUGUGGGGAAAUGGCCAGCAUUGUACAUAUGUCCAAGCUGUCAAGCAUCUUGUCUUGCAUGACGAAUCCUGAGCAAUAUAGCAAACAAAGCAAACCCCUUACUCUGUAGGUUGAAGUAGUGUUGUACAGUAACCCCAUGGCUGAAAACGGAGGGGAGCACAGGGAGGACGAAGAUGUGAGAGUUAAAAGGAUGUAUGUCUGCAGAGAGUGUGAAGUGUAUGUAACACAAUGUGUUGGAAGACCGGUCACUUACUCAUGUUCACAAUGCGAUCUGUGCGAGUAUCAAGAUUCGCGAGUGCGGGUAAAUUUCUAAAUUUUACCUGUUUCUGAAACCACGAAUAGAGUUUGAUUAACCUAGCAAAUCUAGGUUUGUUUGACUUUAGUGGUUAGGUAGAUCAGCGUAGUUAAAGAUUACCUUACGCAAGUAUGCAAGGCAAUCACUGAGGAGAUAUACAUGAAGACGAGAAGAGACGGGAAUUUUGUUAUUUGGUUAUGACUUGAGAGGGACCUGGAAGUUCAUUU